This is a messenger RNA of Nematolebias whitei (Rio pearlfish), 1866 nucleotides long. RefSeq names its product carnitine deficiency-associated gene expressed in ventricle 3 (gene cdv3). Gene Ontology annotation, cellular component: cytoplasm. NCBI's taxonomy places the organism in Eukaryota, Metazoa, Chordata, Actinopteri, Cyprinodontiformes, Rivulidae. The record is from RefSeq and is a predicted model, not a curated record. The transcript has 5 exons. Bases 253 to 936 code for a protein of 227 amino acids.
GAAGUGUUUCCGGGCGACGGGACAGGUUCGUCAAAUCCUCUGCAUGGCAUGGUUGACAGCAUAGCCGACGAUUCAGACGGGGAACUAGGGCGUCCUGUUUAAUAUCAGGCUGUAAUAAAUGUUAAACUGUCAGAGUAAGAAGUAAUUAAACUUGUUCCGGUCGUUUCAGCAGCUGUCCUCUUUCUCCGGGAGCAGAUUUUCCUUCCUUGUCAUUGCUCGAGUUAGCUGACUAACGCUCGUUGCUCGGUGAAAAUGGCGGAACCAGCAGAGAAGAGUCUGGACGAUUUCUUUGCCAAGAGGGAUAAAAAGAAGAAGAAAGAGAAAGUAAAGGGGAAGGAGCCCGCCACCGGGUCCUCCACGACGGCUGUGGUGAAAAAGAUGAAGAAAGAGAAGGAAAAAUCGUCUAAAAACGAAAACCAAGACGCGCAAGUUGAAAAGGACGAGGAAUGGAAAGAGUUUGAGCAGAAAGAAGUGGACUACAGUGGGCUUAGACUCCAGGCGCUACUGAUGAGUGAUGAAAAGGAUGAAGAGGAAUAUGAGAAAGAGGAGAUAGGGGAGGAUGGAGAGAUCAUUCUGGUCAGUGGAGACAAAGUAUCUGGUCCCUGGAACAAGUCUGGUGGUGCUCCUCCUGCCGCUGCGCCUGUAGAGGAAGAAGAGUUGCCUGAGGUGAAGCCUGCUGGUGUCUACAGACCUCCUGGAGCUCGACUUACCCCCAGCAGACGAGGCCCCAGCCAGGGCCCUCCUGAGAUCUUCAGUGACGCACAGUUCCCCUCCCUACUGUCCACCGCCAAGCACGUUGAGACACGCAAGGACAGAGAAAUGGAGAAGACCUUUGAGGUUGUGAAACACAAGAGUCGUGGUCGGGAAGAAACCAGCGGCGCUUCCAUUCAGCACCUGCAACUCGACAACCAGUACGCCAUCCUGGGGGACAAGUAGAGCUGCUUCCCUUCGUCCCCUGGCCCCUCCAGCACGGUCCUGCUCAGCUCAUUUAGGGAAGCUGAACUCCAGCGGUGUGGACUGCAGUCCUAAGAGCUCCUCCUGCCACCAUCAUCACACACACACACUCGGUCAUACACAAGAACCCCUGCAGCGACUCCCUUUAAAUAACACCGUUUGUCAUCGAAACUGAAGGACUGCAUCUGAAGGGGCCGACUUAAAAGAUAAGAACCGAACCAGAAAAAGCCAAAUCAAUCCGAACAUGCGACGCUGCAGCAGCAACGAGGGGAGGCGUAGAGAUCCUUUGUGGACUGUGCUCAGGGCAGCAGUUGUGCAGCGCAACUUCUCUCUGGACUUCGACAAAGCCACAGAGGAUCAGAGACGGCGAUUUUACAAACUUCUGUGAAAAUACCCAUUUUCGUUUUGCAAGACUACAACCCUGUCGCGCGCGGUUCUUUAGAGGUGUGUGUUUGAGUUUUGGUUGGGGCUUGUUCCUCAGCAGCAUGGCUGGUGGUGACAACGUGGACUGAGCUUUUCUUGUCUUGCUGUGGUGGUAAAAGGGGACUACAGCCAACCUCCACAUACAAGUUGGCCUUCAGGCUCUUUAAUUUAGAAACUUGAAGCGUUGUUUUUCAUUCAUGUGCUGAUGAUGACACUGCAGAACAAGAAGCGAUAGGUUGUGUUAUCAUUUAGAAUAUACUCCAUAAAGUGGCCUUACUCAUGGGGAAACUGUCAUCUGAGGUGUCUGAUAGGCCGUUGCCUGCAUCUUUGCACCACUUUGUGGAAUAAAAGAGAAAAAUAUUUGAAAAAAAAAAGCAGGAAUGUAGUUUGUUGUAGUUUGCCUGAUGAUUACAGCUACUAACUGUUUUCAAAUCCACUGUUUGGUUUAAUUUUCUCUUCAAACAUCUAAAAUAAUAAUCAAAGCUUGUU